AUUAAGCAAACCAAAACUCACACACACACUUCUUAUACUACUCAUCAAUAUCUCUUCACUCAUUCAUGAGAGAACAAUUUUGAAAAACCAAGAGAAGUAAGAAUUUUGUAAAGAACAAUGAGGAGCACUGCUACACAAGGAGAAACAUCAUCACCAUCAUCAAAACAAAGCUCCUAUAGGCAACAACAUGGGACAGCAAAACGCACAAGAAUCAUAAGAAUCAUAGGAAGAAGCUUGUUGGGAGUAAUAUUCCUCGUUGGUCUUGCAAUUAUCAUAUGUUGGCUUGUUGUUGUCCCCAAAACCCCACGUCUAAUUGUGGAAACCGGCAAUGUCAUAGUCCAUAGUUCAACUCAUAAUAUGCUAAAAGCUACCAUAGUUUUCACUUUCAGAAGCUACAACCCCAACAAAAGAGCCACCAUUCACAUGUAUUCUAUGAGGAUGAUAGUCAAUAGUAUAGGCGAGAGGUUUCUCUCCGACAUCCCCUCCUUUACGUUGACACCCGAAAACCAGACCGUCUUAUCCUCCGCCGUCCGAGUCAACUUCGAAUACCCGUUUGGUUUCAAUGAAGAGAUAGAUCCAGAGCUUCGCUUCUCAGCUGAAGUCAGUUAUAGUAUCAAUGGAUGGAUGUCGAAACCUCGGUUGCUCGAGAUCUAUUGCAAUCACCUCUUGCUUAAGAUCAAUGCUUCUACAACAUUCGAUAAUACAAAAUGCAAAGUCGACCUUUGAGAUUUGAUCUUUGUGUGUUAUUCUUGCUGAAUAAUCCCAAAGAUUUGUAAUUGAAAGUUUCAUUUUUUUUACCCUUUAAUUGUUUCUUUAAGGAUAGAGAGUUCUUGCAUUUAUCUUAUUUUAUUUUAUUUUUGAAUAAUGAAGAAGAGAAUUGUAUGGAAGAUUUGAGAGAGGUUGAGAGAAAUUUCCUUUGUGGAGAGCUGACUAAAAAAAAUGAGGAAAAUUAUAGAUAAUUAUAUAAUCUGUUAUAGUGUGUGAAAAGAAAAUUAAAAGAAAAAAACAUAAUUGUGAGCUUCUUUAAGAAGAUCCAUACAACUUGAAACCUCUAAACUUUUACACUGGGG
Molecule: messenger RNA, 1070 nt
Organism: Benincasa hispida (wax gourd)
Lineage: Eukaryota; Viridiplantae; Streptophyta; Magnoliopsida; Cucurbitales; Cucurbitaceae
Biological process (GO): defense response to other organism
Cellular component (GO): plasma membrane; plasmodesma
Source: RefSeq, a predicted model, not a curated record